UGUAGCAAACGUUUCGAUAACGGAAAACGCGUCGACACUGUUAGAAUUAUCACUUUAUCUUAUCCGUUACAAAUCAACCGAAGAAACGUUUAAACGGACUAUACUGCGCAUAAAGAUCUUGUUUGCCUCCAGAAUAAAAUGAAAGUUUUUCAGAUAUAUUGCAUAAUUUUCUUCUAUUUUUUUUCAAGACCUGCUUCUUUCUCAACGCAAGAAGAUAUUUUUAAGGACAAUCAAGAAUUUAAAUUACUCGAUCAACACUACCGCAAUAGCUUGAGAGCAUCAGACCUUUUUAGCACUCCUUACAAAAGAAUAACAAGACUGUUUCAUGGACUUAUGAAAAACUCCAAUCACAGACAUGUUUCAAUGAACAAUAAUACCGUAAAAGCAAUUAGCAACGAUAAAACGCUUGAAGCGCAUUUGGUAAUUGAAUCGGACUCCUUUGGACGUAUUAGAAUUCAUAGCUUUAAAACUCCAGUUCAUUAUCUUUGUAUUGGCGACGACGGAAGACCUGUUGGCAUAAUAAAGAGUGAUUUAGAUUCUGGAAAACAAGAUAUCAAUAAAUGUAUUUUUCAAGAAAUAUUCAAGGACAAGUACGUGCAAUUCAGAUCACUGUAUUUUUAUAAAACCUCAACAAAUACAGGAUGCUUAGGUUUUAACCGGUAUGGAACAGCACGAAGAGUGACUCGUUCAAAAUGUUCUCAUAAGAGUACUUUUUUUAUUGAAAGAUUUUCAAGAAUAAUAAUUGACGUGAAUAAAAACAAGCACUUGAAAAAACAAUUGCUCAAUUUUUUGAAACAGACAAACAAACAACAUAAAUAUAUAUAGAUUAAU
Hydra vulgaris (swiftwater hydra) is the source of this 831-nucleotide messenger RNA. RefSeq lists its product as uncharacterized. Gene Ontology annotation, biological process: regulation of cell migration; positive regulation of gene expression; animal organ morphogenesis. Gene Ontology annotation, cellular component: cytoplasm. The record is from RefSeq and is a predicted model, not a curated record. Gene Ontology annotation, molecular function: fibroblast growth factor receptor binding; growth factor activity. Lineage: Eukaryota; Metazoa; Cnidaria; Hydrozoa; Anthoathecata; Hydridae.